Pectinophora gossypiella (pink bollworm) is the source of this 5006-nucleotide messenger RNA. It is a transcript of the gene msR, whose product is annotated as G-protein coupled receptor dmsr-1-like. Bases 375 to 1541 code for a protein of 388 amino acids. The record is from RefSeq and is a predicted model, not a curated record. Gene Ontology annotation, molecular function: G protein-coupled peptide receptor activity. Gene Ontology annotation, cellular component: membrane. Gene Ontology annotation, biological process: G protein-coupled receptor signaling pathway. Lineage: Eukaryota; Metazoa; Arthropoda; Insecta; Lepidoptera; Gelechiidae. The transcript has 4 exons.
GCGAUAUAAGCAAGUAGGCAGUCUUGCUGGGAGCGGCUCCGCUACAACACGCGCGCUAACCUCUCCGCUCCGCUCACUACCAACGUAAAUAAUUCUGAACACGAGACUCUCCGGCCCUUGACAAAAUUAUGAAUUAUUAUUCUCAUGCAUCCAACUUUAUCUCUCUGACCCUGUUCGCAUUCGGAACGAGAUCGCCGCAGACGCAACGAAAUGAACUUUUCUAAAAUUUAAGUUUUUGUGAUUGUUGUGAUAUAAGUACUUGAGUGAUGUCCGAGAAAUAUUCGAAGAAAAACUUUUUAUUAUAAAAUAUAAACAUGGGCUGUUGGAUCCGUAUGGUGGAUAGUGUUCUGUGAGCCAGCGAGGUAACGAGCAAGAUGUCGGAAGAGACCGCAGGCAGCAUGGAGGAGGCGGCGGCGGCGGCGUAUUGCGACCCCGGCGGGCCCGAGUUCCAGCGCAUGUACGCGCAGGUGCACGGCUACAUCGCGCUGCUGGUCUGCCUGCUCGGCAGCGCCGCUAACUCUGUCAACAUCGCCGUGCUCAGCCGCAAGGAGAUGAUCUCCUCCACCAACUCGAUCCUCACUGGCCUCGCCGUCGCCGAUCUACUUGUCAUGAUCGAUUACAUUCCAUUCGCCCUCCACAAUUACGUAAAAAUAAGUUCAGUAAUCAACAACCAUUCGUAUGGGUGGGCCGUAUUCGUCUAUUUCCAUUCAAUAUUCAGUCAGACUUUUCACACGAUAUCUAUUUGGCUGACGAUCACGCUCGCCGUAUGGAGAUUUAUAGCUAUUAAGUUUCCGCAAAAAAAUAGGACGUUGUGUAAUAAACAGAACACAAACAUAGCUAUAGCGGUAGCUUACGUCGUGUGUCCUAUCCUGUGUCUCCCUAUUUACUUCGCAAUGAAUAUUCAGGAAGUUCCUCAGAGCCCAGGAGACGUGAAUGGAACGACGAAUGGAACCGACUAUGUAAACACGACGGCGACACUCAGGACGGACCCAGUGUACAAAAUAUCGAUGACGGACAAUAAACAUUUGUUGACCGCUAUAUUUUGGAUUUAUAGUGUGUUUAUAAAACUGAUACCGUGUGUAGUGCUAUCGAUUUUAAGUGUGCUUCUAAUAUUGAAAAUGAAAUCUAGUGAUAGGAGAAGACAGAAGCUGCUGAAGAAAUCUGCCAUUACAGCGACUGAGGGAGAAAAAACUCGUUUGAACGAUGAUGGAGGCAAGCGGGGUGGCGGCGGCGGGGGCGGGGGGCGAACAGACCGAACAACUCGGAUGCUGGUGGCUCUGCUAGGGCUCUUUCUCGCCACUGAACUGCCUCAAGCACUCUUCGGACUCCUGACGGCCAUCGCGCCGCAACUCUUCGGCGUCUGCUACUACUCCUUUGGUGAGGUGAUGGACAUGAUGGCGCUGGUGGGGUCGGCAGUGAACUUCGUGCUGUACUGCAGCAUGAGUCGUCAGUUCCGAUCGACAUUUACGCGACUCGCGCGCAAGGUGCUCCCCCUCCCCGCGCGCGACGCUGACCCUCUUACCAAUACCACCAAAGCGUAGCGCAUGCGUCCCGCAACGUCUACCGUUGCGAUUUAGUGGCCGUACUUUAUGUAACUGUGUUCUGGUUCAUGUGAAGAAAAGGGUAAAAUAGACUUUGAUAAUGGACAUUGAGUGUUGACUUAUUAAUAAGGAAUGACCAUAUAUAAUGAAAUGGUGUUAUAGACUUUAAAACAACAAUGCAAUUAUCACCUAGCCUAUUAGAUUGUGUCACGGCGUCCAAUAUUUUAUAAUCAGCAGCGCCCGCGCCACGGGUAGGUACCGGCGCGCGCGGCGCGAUUUAUAUCGAGGGCUUUGACCAAAAUAGCCGUACGAUGCGGAAUCCGUGUCGCCUGUGCAGGACUGCGAUAGUUAAUAAUUAAAGUAUGUAAUUAUGUAUGGUUGGUUUUGUAAUACGUGUCAAAGAAUGAGUAGGUAAGUAGGUAUAUAAAAUUAAACUUGAAAACAACGAAAGUGUUUCAUGAGCGAUGGAUCAAAGAUAUACAGGUCAUUACAGGUAGUUAAGAAAAUCGGGUUAUGAAAUCACAAUUAUUAUUAAUCUGCGAGGAAUAUCCAUUUAUUAGCUGAUUUGAGAAGCACGAAGGUGACGACAAAUUUAUCAAGAGCGAGCUAAGUGACGGCGUCAAAACACCAUUUUACAGCGCGAACCGUGUCGUGCAUACAAAAUUACUGUUUUCCACAAUGUCACAGUACCUACUGUUCGGCUAAAAAUAACAUUUUACUGAAAUGCUUUAACAGAAACCUAGGGAAAACCAAUUUACUUGACUUUUUAUGUAAAUGAGACGAACGAACUUGAUGACACUUUCUCUUUUUUGCUUAGACGAAAUAUUAUUCGACAGGAUAUCAAUUUGUUUCACUAUGUGCACACUCAUCUCUAUUCCAGUAUUUCCAGACUUGGUACCUCGCCAGUUCCCCCAUCCCUUAACCUUUCAGUUAGGUAUUCCGCUAGAAAAACGAAUGAACCGUCGGUUUUAUUCGUACGAUCAAAUAAUGUGGAAGUUCUAUUCUACUUUCCCGGAUAAGUACUUCCUACUGGCACCAGUUUCUAAGCGAUAUUAUUUUCCUAUAAGGGUUCCAACAAAGUUAUUCGCUAUUCUCGCUCGCCAAGAGAUUAAAAGUUAAUCUAUAUGAUGAACAUGCUAAGUCCGAAGAGGAUAAAGCAAUUCCGCUACUUAAUUGCGAUAUCUAAGCAAUAUUGAAAGUUCCGUCACUUGCCACUUAUUUAUAGUGAAUUACGGUAGUUAUUUAUUUGCCGGACUAGCUUAAGAUGGACUGUGACACUUAUCCUUUAAUAUUACGAGACCAAGUUUUCCCUUCUCCUGAGCAGCGACAAAAAUAUUGUUAGUGAUGAAUCUAGUCAAGAUUAGAAUGUCGCUACGAAAUAGCUCUUAAUUAAAAUAAAAAUAUAUAUAGUUUUUAAGUCACAAGAUGAAAAAUUAAUAACCCGGACAUUUCAACACAUGAUAACUAAUAUAUCACUCGUUCGAUUCUGUAUCCUUCAAGGCUGUGUUUGGUUUUGUUGUUCAAACUGUUAAACAAAGUUGAAGGAUACUGUAAGGGUUGAGAAGAGGCAGAAGGGAGGGAUCUUCGAAAGAUUUACUGUUGUUUCCUAGAAUGACAAACUGGCAAGCGGCGCACAUUUGGAAGCGAGGAGAACAUAAGGGUCGAAAGAUUCAAUUACUGAAGUUUGUUAUCAGGGUCUUCUGGCGAUUUUGUAGCAAGUAGGUACGAUAACUUGACUGGCAGUGACAGCUUGAAAAGGGCUUUACAAUUUUGAAUAAUGACAAUAGGUAAUACAAGCAGUCAUAGGAGUGUAGGAAAAACGAGAUAUUUAUAUUGUCUCAGCAAUCAAAUUCGUAUGAAAUAAUUACAUUAUCAAUUAACUCACUUGUAACAAUUCGAUGUGUUAUCAAGUCUUAUUCAGAUAUCCUGUGGUCGGUUAUAAGAAGCUUGUACUUAAAAUUCUACGAGUAAAUUACUAAGACAUUUCUGCACUUCUCUUAUUAAUAUCUUCAUACUGCCUACAUAGCACUUGCUGUUAAGAUCAUAGAAAAAAAAAUGUACCCUUAGAUGUUUAAAUUAAUACCAAUUAUUGGUGCUAUCAUUAAAUAGCACUAGCUAGCUAUUUGAUGUUUAAAAAUCAUAAACGUAAGUAGGAUGUUUAGUGUAACAUACGAUUUACCAAUGCCGACAGAUGUUACGUACAACUUUUUGAGAAAUCUAGUCAAAUCUGGGGGGUUAAAAUGGCCACAUCGAAGCAAUUCAUCUGAGAAAGUAAUAUUGCAAUUUGACAUUUGCGCAUAUAAAAGUAAGUGUGCAAUGCAAACAAAUUUAAAUAGCUAUAUUGCUUUCUUAGAUGAAUUGCUUCGAUGUGGCGCUUUUAACCCCCCAAAAACUAUAAAUAAUCGUUUUGCUUCAUGCCUCGUCCCACGAUUUAUGGUAUUUUAUUACUUUUUGGACAUGUCCUAGAAGUCAACUAAGUGACUUUAUUCGAGGUUUUUUAAGGGACGUCUGGUGUGAUUGUGACGGAUUUAUUAUGGGGAAAUGGGGUGUGGUACUCAGUAUUGUAUAGUUUACCAUUAUUUAUUUUAACCCCCCCUGUACUUAAAGUUGACGUCACUUUAUAGAAAAACAAUGCUUGGAAUGAUUUUUAUGUACACACUUGCUACUUAUUUAUAGAAAAGAUUAUUUAACCGGAAUAAUUCUGACAUUGUUAUCAGUAAACUUGUUAUUGUUUGAAUUAUUCAUUUAUGUAAAACAUUGUUUGUGAAUAGAGUGUUUCCGCGUGGUUAUUUUUUUACCGUUUUAUGUUUGUGACGCUGCUGCGCCGUAAAGUCGUCGAUGUGAUAUUAUUUGACUCGAUUGUAAUCGAGUGAACUUUAUACUGGAAAAUGGGACCCGAAUGAAUUAAUAUUCAUAUUGGAUUUGUGUCAUCAUGUAAUGGAUCAGGAUAUAACAAGAAUUCUUCGAACAGACAAAGGGCUUGCUAUUUUGGUAGCAGGAUUAAGCUUGUUGUAAUAAAUGUAAAUAGGCAUUUUAUUAAUUUAAAAUUUCCAUUUGUUUCAAUCUUUUAUGUGAUCAAAAAAAAUAUGUUAGAACUUAUCCACUUUUACAUCCUUGUUGCCGAUAUCUUAUCAUAGGUAGGUUACAAAAUAGUAUCAUUUUUGAUGUGAUUUAUUGUAGAUUAACCGUAGAUGGCAUUAACCACUUGGCCGGACAAAUGGGGAGCGCUGAGGGCUCUCACCCGGUGCUAAAUAGUACCAAAAUGUCUUGAAUACUUCUACUUAACUACACAUUGUACAUAUCGACGAUACCAUGAGACGUAUAGUGAAAUGUUAUAGAAUGUAAAUAGGUAUAAUAUUAGAUAUAGAUAGUUUUUGUAUAGUCAAAUGUUUUGCGGAUUGUAAUUUAUCAAUGUUAAAAUAUAGGUGUGCCUAGAAAAUAUCAAUAAACAAUUUUGUAAACAAA